AUGGAGGAGGAGAUGGAGGAGGUGAUGGAGGAGGUGAUGGAGGACAUGAUGGAGGAGGUGAUGGAGGAGGUGAUGGAGGAGGUGAUGGAGGACAUGAUGGAGGAGGUGAUGGAGGAGGUGAUGGAGGAGGUGAUGGAGGACAUGAUGGAGGAGGUGAUGGAGGAGGUGAUGGAGGAGGUGAUGGAGGAGGUGAUGGAGGAGGUGAUGGAGGACAUGAUGGAGGACAUGAUGGAGGAGGUGAUGGAGGAGGAGAUGGAGGAGGUGAUGGAGGAGGUGAUGGAGGAGGUGAUGGAGGAGGUGAUGGAGGAGGUGAUGGAGGAGGUGAUGGAGGACAUGAUGGAGGAGGUGAUGGAGGAGGAGAUGGAGGAGGUGAAGAUGGACUCGAUGACGGCCGUGUAG
Messenger RNA from Knipowitschia caucasica, 399 nucleotides. The record is from the annotation of a GenBank genome assembly. Lineage: Eukaryota; Metazoa; Chordata; Actinopteri; Gobiiformes; Gobiidae.